Molecule: messenger RNA, 1296 nt
Organism: Ricinus communis (castor bean)
Lineage: Eukaryota; Viridiplantae; Streptophyta; Magnoliopsida; Malpighiales; Euphorbiaceae
Product: putative transcription factor bHLH041
Exons: 5
Coding region: 126-1082 (318 amino acids)
Molecular function (GO): protein dimerization activity
Source: RefSeq, a predicted model, not a curated record
GGACCAACUAUGACUUUGUUGCUAUUACCAAGCACCACCCUCCUGGUUUUAGAACUUUGGGAACACUUUUCAAGUUUCCUCUCUUCAGAAUUACAGCUGAUCACCGGGGAUUUGUAUUACAAAUCAUGACUUCUUCACAACUUCAACUAAAAUCUGUUUCCACAUCCCAGUUACCUAAAGUUCAAGAGGGUCCAUCGUUGCGACCAGUACUAUGCACAACCAAACCUUUGCAACCAAAACCCAGUACUGCUAAUUCAAACCAGCAAUCCAAGCUACUGUCUUCUCAUACAGAGAACAUCCAUUUCACAAGCCAGGAGAGAGAAGUAAUUUCAGAAAGGCAGAGUGCUUUCAAGUGUUUUGCCCCGAGUUUGACCCCCACAACAUCAAGGAAAAAUGGGAUACAAAGGCAAAACAUGCUUAAUCGAGCAAUUGCUUAUUAUAAAAACUUCCAACCUAGGCGGACAGAUGUGCUGGCAAAAAGUGCCACGAGGGCUCAAUUCCACCAUAUUUUAUCAGAGCGUCGAAGGCGCGAAAUGAUUAAUGAAAGGUUUCAAGAAUUGAGAAAGCUUCUCCCUUCAAAAGUCAAUAAAGAUAAGGUAUCAAUUCUAACUCAAACAAGGGAGUACUUGGCCUCUCUGCAAGAUCUAGUUGCCAAGCUUAGCCAGAAAAACCAACAACUAGAGUCACAGCUUGUGCCUGCCAAUGAAGCUGCAGAAAAUGUCUGUGAGUCCUCGUCGACAAAGCUUCUUCCUCAAACAAAGAAACAUCAAAGUUGUUACCAGCCAGAAGGGGUUGCUGCAUAUGGAUUAACGUCUUAUAAGGGAAUUUCAGAUAACGAUGUGUUCUUUUUUCCCUACAUGCCUGAGCAGAGUGGUGGUGAACAUGGUCUGUCUAAUUUUCACAAAAGUAUGUUCUUAAAUGGCAGCCGAACCACUACCAUCUCCUCUCAAAGCUACGAGGAAGAACACACUAGUUCAGAAUCAUCCAAAGGAGCUGCAGGUGAUUCUCCUGUUGCCAGCGUUGCAUCUUGCUCGAGCCAUUUCUCUACCAAGCGCAAACGUCAACAUUCCUCCUUUUUUUAGGAUGGCAACCCUUCCUUUGACAAUAUACACAAAUUUUCAAUUCACCACAGACUAGUUCUUAUUGAUGUUUUCUGUGAAGUGAGCUUUAGACCAGUUCACUUCGGACCUUUAUCUGCUCAUUAAACUUUGGUUUUUAAAUUGUAGGAUUUCUUUUUUUUUGAUAGAAGACAAUGUCAUUUGAUAGCCAAAAUUUAUUAAUCUCUGUGUUUAUUUA